GCUGCGCAACGUUAGGAACCCCACCAUGAACAUCUCCCCAAGCCAUCAUCACCCGCAGCUAGGUAUCGACAGCAUUCCAGGAGGUCUCGUUCGCUACACCCAACUUCCCUAAUCGUCGAUUCGUAUUCGGAAGCUGCGCGGGACUCAAAGAUGUCUCAGCCUCCCAUAGUCCUCGAUGGAGGCACCGGCUUCCUCAAGGUCGGCUAUGCGGCGCAAAACUUCCCCGAGUUUCAGUACCCGUCCAUCGUUGGCCGACCGAUCCUCCGUACCGAGGAGAAGGGCGGCAGCGACAUGGUGAUCAAGGACAUCAUGUGCGGUGACGAGGCCGCCGCGGCGCGCACCAUGCUGCAGAUCAGCUACCCGAUGGAGAACGGCAUCGUCAAGAAAUGGGAUGACAUGCAGCACCUGUGGGACUACACCUUUUUCGAGAAGAUGAAGGUCGACCCGCGCGGCCGCAAGAUCCUCCUGACGGAGCCGCCCCUGAACCCGCUAAAGAACCGAGAGCAGAUGUGCGAGGUCAUGUUUGAGCGGUACGGGUUCGGGGGUGUUUAUGUCGCCAUCCAGGCCGUUCUGGCUCUGUAUGCCCAAGGUCUCAGUUCGGGCGUGGUCGUCGACUCUGGUGACGGUGUGACACAUAUUGUCCCUGUCUAUGAGUCCGUCGUCCUCAACCACCUCACUCGCCGCCUGGACGUGGCGGGGCGUGAUGUCACGCGCAACCUUAUUGCGCUGCUCCUCCGCAGGGGCUAUGCGCUCAACCGAACCGCCGACUUCGAGACAGUGCGCCAGAUCAAGGAGAAGCUCUGCUAUGUCUCCUACGACUUGGAGCUGGACAAGCGGUUAAGCGAGGACACGACGGUGCUGGUAGAGAGCUACACACUGCCGGACGGGCGUGUCAUCCGCGUGGGAUCAGAACGGUUCGAAGCACCUGAGUGCCUGUUCCAGCCCCACCUCGUCGACUGCGACCAGCCGGGCAUUGCCGAGUUCCUCUUCAACACCAUCCAGGCUGCGGAUGUUGACGUCCGCUCGUCUCUUUUCAAGGCCAUUGUCCUGUCAGGCGGCAGCAGCAUGUAUCCGGGUCUACCGUCACGUCUCGAGAAGGAGUUGAAGCAGCUAUGGCUCACGAGGGUGCUAGGAGGGAACCCAGAGCGGCUGAGCAAGUUCAAGGUCAGGAUAGAAGACCCGCCGCGGAGAAGGCACAUGGUCUUCCUGGGCGGCGCGGUGCUGGCCAACAUCAUGGCGGACAACGAGAACAUGUGGAUCUCGAAGCAGGAGUGGGAGGAGCAGGGACCCAGAGUCUUGGAGAAGCUGGGGCCGAGAUAGGUUGGUUCGGUAGAGCAAGCGCUGCACUUUUUAGAUGAUGAAAAGACUACUACGGCUUCAUCCCGUGAUUUCGCGAUGCCGACGGUACUGGACAUCGAAGAGUCGUACAUCGCCUUUCCUGUUCCGCCGCUGGACACUUUCCCGAUGUGCUGAGGAAAGAUCCACAUGUGCAGCAGGCGACGCACUUCAGUACCGUACACAGCCUCUGGUCAGAACGUGACCGGAUUACCUAGAUAUUGGCACCU
Messenger RNA from Chaetomium strumarium, 1565 nucleotides. Its product is annotated as actin-like protein. Gene Ontology annotation, biological process: Arp2/3 complex-mediated actin nucleation. Gene Ontology annotation, cellular component: actin cortical patch; Arp2/3 protein complex. The record is from RefSeq and is a predicted model, not a curated record. Lineage: Eukaryota; Fungi; Ascomycota; Sordariomycetes; Sordariales; Chaetomiaceae. The coding region runs from base 151 to 1320 and encodes 389 amino acids. Gene Ontology annotation, molecular function: actin filament binding. The transcript has 3 exons.